Messenger RNA from Diorhabda carinulata, 1116 nucleotides. Its product is annotated as procathepsin L-like. Gene Ontology annotation, molecular function: cysteine-type endopeptidase activity. Gene Ontology annotation, biological process: immune response. The coding region runs from base 123 to 1082 and encodes 319 amino acids. The record is from RefSeq and is a predicted model, not a curated record. NCBI's taxonomy places the organism in Eukaryota, Metazoa, Arthropoda, Insecta, Coleoptera, Chrysomelidae. The transcript has 5 exons. Gene Ontology annotation, cellular component: lysosome.
GAUUUUCAAGCAUAAUCUGGUACUCAUCGGUUAUCAAUCGCCUAUAAAAAUACGUGGAAGCGAUCAAAAUCAAUCUAUUUGUCUGAGUUUCUUCUGUUGAUUUUGAAAUAAGAUAGAUCAGAAUGAAAUUCAUCGUUGCACUAAUUGCGCUAAUAGUCGCUGUUAACGCAGUUACAAUUGAAGAAGCCACAGAAAAAUGGAACGUAUUCAAGACGACUCAUUCUAAGCAAUAUCAUCCUAAAGAAGAACAACUACGCUUCACAAUUUUCCAAGAAAACCUUCGCAAAAUCGAAGAACAUAACGCAAAAUAUGAAAGUGGAGAGGUUUCAUAUUAUUUCGCUGUCACUGGCUUCGCUGAUUUAACUAGUGAAGAGUUCAAAGCUAUGUUGAAUUCCCAAAUGUCCACAAAACCAAAAAUGAACAACACGAAUCGUUUUGUAGUAGAUCCUGAAGCCGAUGUACCCGAUAGUAUUGACUGGAGAGAAAAAGGUGCUGUUUUGCCAGUUAAAAAUCAGGGUAACUGCGGAGCUUGCUGGGCUUUUAGUGCGACUGGUGCAUUAGAAGGACAAAUAGCUAUCAAGAAUGGUGAACAACAAUCUCUUAGUGAACAACAAUUAGUAGAUUGCUCCACUAAAAACGGAGGAUGCAAUGGUGGUUGGAUGGACUGGGCAUUUGAUUACGUCAAAGAACAUGGUAUUUGCUCAGAAGAUAGCUACGCAUAUCUCGGUGUAGAUUCAGGGUGUAAAACAUCAUGCGACACUGUUCUUUCUACAAUUUCAGGUUAUGUAGAUGUCGAUGCCAAUGAAAAAUCCCUUCAGGAAGCCGUAGGAACUGUUGGUCCCGUUUCCAUCGCAGUCUCUGCUUCUAUUGAAUGGCAACUGUAUGGAGGAGGUGUUUUCAGUCUUUUCCUGUGUAACUUCGAAGAAGUAAACCACGGAGUUCUGGCUGUCGGAUAUACUGACCAAUAUUGGAUCAUCAAAAACUCAUGGGGUACAUCUUGGGGAGAGCAAGGAUAUAUAAGAUUAAUCAAAGGAAGAAAUGAAUGCCACGUUUCUGAUAUAGCCAGUUAUCCUGUUUUGUGAAUAUAAUAUCAAUAAAACUAUUAUUUAUAGACAA